Belonocnema kinseyi is the source of this 1059-nucleotide messenger RNA. RefSeq lists its product as uncharacterized. The record is from RefSeq and is a predicted model, not a curated record. The transcript has 2 exons. NCBI's taxonomy places the organism in Eukaryota, Metazoa, Arthropoda, Insecta, Hymenoptera, Cynipidae. The coding region runs from base 105 to 878 and encodes 257 amino acids.
GCUCACACACCUCGGUCCUCCGUCACCACAGUAGGACGUCUUCAGAAUAUAAGUAUAAGGGAACUCAGAAAUUGUAAAACCAGACAGUAUUGAAGAUCCGUGCAAUGAUGAUCAUAAAUAUGAGGAUAUUCAAGAAUCUUUUAUUGAUGGUAAUUACUUUUACCAUCAUUCAAGGUCAUCCUCUCUCAACUUCCGUAGAGCAAGAUGAAAAAGGUCCACUAAGCAGUCUGGCUGAAUCUCCAGUCACAAAAACUGAAGAAAAAAUUCCUGAGACUGAUUCGCUGAAAAUUGAUUUAAUAAAACCUGAAUUACCGAAGCCUGAUCUUUCGCUAAAGAAGCAAAAGACUGUAGAGGAACCAGAACACAAGGAGGAACCAAAACCGGAAACAUCUUCUGAUGUGACACCUAAACCAGAAGAUGAAAUUAAACCUUCAUCUUCCUCUUUUCCAAUGAAGGAACCAGAAGCUCCUUGUUCUUCCACCACGGAUCGGGAUUGUGAUUUUGUAUCCAAACCUGGAGACUAUAUUGAUCGGAGAAAGAUCGAUUAUGAUCAGAGGCAAAAUGGAACGGAGAAUUAUAGAAUUCAGGUAGAUGGACUGGUUUUAGUUUUAGCGCCGGUGGAAGCUCUUCUGAUGGCGGGUGGAAUGGGUUCGGAAAUUAUGAAUGGACAAUUCAACUUCAGUUCUGCCCUCGAUCAGCAGAUCCCAAAAGGUGAUGAACAGUCUUCAAAUAUUUCAUCUAAACCGGAAUUCCAGAAACCAAGUCUACAUAAGUCAGCCAGACCUAUCUUCUAUGCAUCUCCAAAACCUGUUGAUGGACCCGUUUCGAUCAAAUUGAUAAAUUUAAUUGCGCCACUGUUGGAACAACGGAGACAUUAAAGUGAUCGCUGAACCGAAAUAAGAAACGAUUCCCAGUUUGAAGAUUUUAUUCAAUCAACACUGCAUCAUACUCCAUAAUGAAAAUAUUACUGAACUCGUAUAUUUUUAUCGACUCAUAAAUCAUAUAAUCAUUAGCCUUAAGCUUCGUCAGACAUUUCAAUAAAAUAUAACUAGAUAUUUA